CUGUUAUUGCCAGGCAUGUGAGAUUGAAGCAGAAGAGAUUACUAAGGGUAAGGGGCAUAUCUGGGAGGAUAGACGUGGAGUUUAUGUCCCGUGUUUGUCUGUCUGCAUGAUGUCUGUGCACCACGUGAGUGCAGUGUCUGCAGAGGCUCCAUGAGGGCAUUGGAUCCCUGAGCCGCAGUUACACAGGUGGGUUGUUACCUACCGUUAGGAGUGCUGGGAGCCAAAGUCUGGUCCUCGGGGGCAGAGAGAGCGGGCCCUAGCUGCUGAGGCAUCUCUUCAGCCCCACAUUUCCUGUUCAUUAAAUUAAUUUGCUCUUUGACAGUUGUGUAUAUAAAUGCCUUCAGUUACUGGUGCCACCACCACCACAGGUCAGUAUUCCUUAUAAAACCUGUCUUGCUGGAGUUCUUUGGUGCCAGCUGCGGGUUUUGACAUGGCGUUUCACUGAGUUGCUUGGGCUACUCGUGAAUUUCCUCUCACAAAGCAGAUAUAAAUGUAAUGCCAGGAGAUGCCUCCAUCCACCACAUAAAAAAGGACAGUCAGGCCUGCCCUUCUGCCCAGGGCUACUCACCCUGUUGGGUGCUUAGAGCCACCUCUCUGAGCUGGGAUGCAGGGGCAUUGAUCACAUACACAGGAUUAUGAUAGACUGGGGAUGUGCCACUGUGUCCUGCAGGUGAGAGACACCCAGUGCAGCUUUGUCUUGGUGCCGCCAUAACUGCAGCUCCCCUUCGGGAGCCUCGGCCUUCGACCUUUGUAGAGGUUGUCUCUGUGAAUGUGCGUGGGUCAUGCUGCUGGGUAGUGGUUCCCAGGGGUGAACAGGAGAGGGCAUGCUGUUUGUGGUGCAGGAGCUGUGUGUGCUUGUCAGAUCGCGAGGGUUUGGAAUUAAAAAUACUUUCCGCUCGUACUCUCCAGUAAGUUAGCCCAUUUUAGGGUAGCAGGUGAAGUUUCUUCUCCGAGACAGAGCAGUUCUCUAUGAGCUCUGCAGGCCGCAGGGCUCCAUCCAGGUAGGUCUCUUGCUUCUGGACUCAACACCCUCAGCCAAAGGUUGGGUCACAGAACCAGCACAAAAGGCAGAAACAAGAGGCUAGUUCCGAGCAUCUGAGAAACAUUUGCUGAAUGAAAAGAAGGUGACAGCUGUUCCCGGUGCUUUGUGACUGGUGCGGGAUGGCUUUCAUAUGUGUCGUCAAAGUGCGUUGGGGGGAGCAGGGAGCUGCUGGCGAGUAACAGCUGUUUAUAGUGAACGCUGCUUUGAAAGGCCGGGCUGGGGUUUAUUCAGUCCUGCCCUGUUGGCGAGUGGGUCUCUCUGUGAUCUCUUGGGUCUCCGAGCACCUGAUUACCAAAGGAAGUAAGAAGGGGAGCCUAGGGCUGGAGUGUUUGGGAGCAAAAGGAAGCAGUGGGGUCAAAGGUCAGGGAUCAGGGCAUAGUCAGGGUAGGAGUUGUAUAGUUGGUGUUUUCUGAGUGUGGCUCAACGCUGUGGGCAAUGGUGUUUAGGUGUGCCGAACAGAGGGCAGGGUGUCUGCCAGAGGAGGCAGGAUUGGCCAGGGGUUGGACACAGAGAGGACCCAGAACCUAUGGGCUUGAUGAGUCCCUAGGGCAGGGAGGAGGGAGAUUCAGCCUUGGCUGACUAGCCAGUCACUCAUUUUUGCAGGCCAGUAGACCUAGAGCCAAGUGGCUCACUGUGGCAGCAGACCCAAGUCUGAUUUUCCACAGCAUAGCUUUCUACCAGUGGUUUGCUGGACAGGGUCUUGUUCAGGUCAGGGUGUGAAUGCCCCAAGGCUUUGAGGGACAUCACGACAGCAGGGCAGACAGGUCAGUGGGGCCAACAAGGUUUGAAGGAGGCAGCCAGGCCCUGUCCAGCAGUUGUGCAGGCAUGAGGCAGCCAGUGCUGCUGCUGUCCUGGAGCCAGGGAGUUGCCUCUGGAACUUAAGCGUGGGAUGAUUCUGGUAGGUGAUUUGUUAACUGAAUGAAAUGUGACUGGAGUUUUGCUGGGAGGAGAACUCUGGGGAUGCUGCUGCUCCCUGCUGCUUAUGACCUCCCUGCCUUCAGCACACCUCAGAUACUCAAUGCUUUACAGUCUAUAUCUCAGGGCACAUAACCCACUUCUUCCUUAAGCGCAGCUGAGACUGAACCCCUGCUUCACAGUUAAGACCCUGGAAGGUCAUGUCCAUCCUCCUAACCCAUAUCCCCAGAUGCCUCCUUGUCUCAUAGGGACUGGCCUGCUCUUUUGUGAGAAUCAGAUCUAUGCCCACAUCCCUUAAAGGCUCUGAGGAACCCUGAUUGGCAGAAAGGAUGGUUAGCAGCUGCCCCCAGCCUUUAGGCUGUCUUGGAGAUGGAAAUACAGUAAGGAGGUUGUCACUGGGAAAUGAUGUGAGAGGCCAUUGGAAGACCUGGAGGCACCAUGCUGCUACCUUAGGUAGGCCAGGCCUCUGCACACCUGCCUCAGCCUAAGAAGACUUCUUUCUGGGCUCCCUGAGAAAAUGGGGCUUUGUGGUGUGUGGGGUUAUAACUCACAUGGCUACAGCCAGUGUGACUUCCCCCGGCUCCCUAGAACUGCUGCAGCCUGGCUUCUCCAAGACCCUCCUAGGGACCAGGUUGGAAGCCAAGUACCUGUGUUCAGCCUGCAGAAACAUCCUGCGGAGGCCUUUCCAGGCCCAGUGUGGGCACCGCUACUGCUCCUUCUGCCUGACCAGCAUCCUCAGGCCUUUCCGGAUAACGCUGCCCGCAGAGAGGUGGAGAGCCUACCAGCUGUCUGUCCCAAUGAUGGAUGCACCUGGAAGGGGACCUUGAAAGAAUAUGAGAGCUGCCAUGAGGGACUGUGCCCAUUCCUGCUGACUGAGUGUCCUGCGUGUAAAGGCCGGGUCCGCCUCAGCGAGAUGGAACACCACACCAAGCAGGAGUGUCCCCAGAGGAGCCUGAGCUGCCAGCACUGCAGGGCACCCUGUAGCCAUGCGGACCUGGAGGUACACUAUGAGGUCUGCCCCAAGUUUCCCUUGACCUGUGAUGGCUGUGGCAAGAAGAAGAUCUCUCGGGAGAAGUUUCAGGACCACGUUAGAGCAUGCAACAAGUGUCGAAUUCUCUGCAGAUUCCACAGCGUCGGCUGUUCAGAGAUGGUGGAUUCUGAGAACCUGCAGGAUCAUGAGCUGCAACGGCUGCGGGAACACCUGGCCCUCCUGCUGAACUCCCUCCUGGAGUGCCAAGCCUCACAGGGAGCCCUGGGCCAGGUGGGGCCAGAGCUGCUACAGCGGUGCCAGAGUUUGGAGCAGAAGAUAGCCACCUUUGAGAACAUUGUCUGCGUCUUGAACCGUGAAGUAGAGAGGGUAGCAGUGACUGCAGAGGCUUGUAGUCGGCAGCACCGGCUAGACCAGGACAAGAUUGAGGCCCUGAGUAACAAGGUGCAGCAGCUGGAGCGGAGCAUUGGCCUCAAGGACCUGGCCAUGGCUGACCUGGAACAGAAGGUCUCAGAGUUGGAGGUAUCCACCUAUGAUGGGGUCUUCAUCUGGAAGAUCUCUGACUUCGCCAGAAAGCGUCAGGAAGCUGUGGCUGGCCGGACACCUGCUAUCUUCUCCCCAGCCUUCUACACAAGCAGAUAUGGCUACAAGAUGUGUCUGCGGGUCUACUUGAAUGGCGACGGCACUGGGCGGGGAACUCAUCUGUCUCUCUUCUUCGUGGUGAUGAAAGGCCCCAAUGAUGCUCUCUUGCAGUGGCCUUUUAAUCAGAAGGUAACACUGAUGUUGCUGGACCAUAACAACCGGGAGCAUGUGAUCGACGCAUUCAGGCCUGACGUGACCUCGUCCUCCUUCCAGAGGCCUGUCAGUGACAUGAAUAUCGCCAGUGGCUGCCCCCUCUUCUGCCCUGUAUCCAAGAUGGAGGCCAAGAAUUCCUAUGUGCGGGAUGAUGCCAUCUUCAUCAAAGCCAUUGUGGACCUGACAGGGCUCUAGCCACCCCUGAGAAGGGCAGCUCAGUGAGGAGCUGCCACAUCAGGCAAGGGUGGGCAGGCUUGGUGUGGAUGCUGGGGAAGGCCCCAGCCUAAGCCAGUCACCAUCACACAGAAGGGCAGGAAAGAGCCUCCAGCUGGUCCUCAACUGGGAAACUGAGUUGGAAGGUCCACUGAGCUCAGGGUCCUGGUGAAGCCAGCUGGGGGUCUAUCUGCUCAGCUUUCCAGUAGAGAAGCGCCUGCUGUCUCUUCUGUCUGGGGAAGCGAGAGACCCUUGGGUGGGUUCUCAGGGCCUCUCAAGAGAGAGCCUCAAGAGCUGCACCAGGAGCAAGAGUAAUUGAUUGGCCUUCCCCCCGGCCUUUGGAAAAGAAGCAGGAGAAGGCAUGCGCCUGCAGAGUGUAGCCCAGGAGAGAAGCUCUCUGAGACAUAGGCACUCACUGGAGAAGGGCCUGCCCGGGCUGCACAGCCCUGCCAGGUGGCCUGUAUGGAGGAGAAGUGAUUAAACUGUUCCGAUGUC
Molecule: messenger RNA, 4448 nt
Organism: Apodemus sylvaticus (European woodmouse)
Lineage: Eukaryota; Metazoa; Chordata; Mammalia; Rodentia; Muridae
Gene: Traf2
Product: TNF receptor associated factor 2
Exons: 10
Coding region: 2475-3935 (486 amino acids)
Biological process (GO): regulation of apoptotic process; positive regulation of JNK cascade; protein K63-linked ubiquitination
Cellular component (GO): plasma membrane signaling receptor complex; cytosol; cytoplasmic side of plasma membrane
Molecular function (GO): zinc ion binding; tumor necrosis factor receptor binding; ubiquitin protein ligase binding
Source: RefSeq, a predicted model, not a curated record